AUGGAUUAUCACCAUCAUCAUCUUCGCCACCACCACCACCACCAUCAUCGUAAGCCUCACGUCCCUCUCUCCGAACCCACCACCCCCACCACCCAGAGCCCCACCUUCUUCCUCUCCACCUCCGGGAAGGCCCUCCUUCUCUCCAACUCCAACAAGUCCCUCCUUCUCCUCUCCAACUCCGCCAAACGCCUCGACAUCCCCCUCAAGAAAUAUGUCAAACAGGUCACCGGCCGCCACAAUGACACCGAGAUCCACCUCGCUGCCCAGCGCGGAGACCUCGCCACCGUCCGCAACAUCAUCGCCGAGAUCGACUCCAUCAUGAUUGGGUCCUUCGAGUUCGACGCCGAGGUUGCCCACAUGAGGUCCACCAUCAUCAACGAGGUCAACGACCUCGGCGAAACCGCUCUCUUCACCGCCGCAGAAAAGGGUCACCUCGACGUCGUCCGCGAGCUCCUCCCUCACUCCACCGGCGAAGCCCUUUCCUCCAAAAACCGCUCCGGCUUUGACACCUUGCACAUUGCUGCUAGCAAAGGUCAUCUUGCCAUUGUGCAGGUGCUACUAGACCAUGAGCCUGGGCUGAUUAAGACGUUUGCGCAGUCAAAUGCAACUCCUCUAAUAUCUGCAGCUACACGAGGGCACGCGGAUGUUGUUGAAGAGUUGUUGUCUCGGGAUCCUACUCAGUUGGAGAUGACAAGGUCCAAUGGAAAGAAUGCUCUCCAUUUAGCCGCACGGCAGGGACAUGUGGAUGUUGUGAAGAUACUGCUACGGAAGGAUCCACAACUUGCUCGAAGGACAGAUAAGAAAGGACAAACUGCACUACACAUGGCUGUCAAAGGGAUUAGUUGCGAAGUGGUGAAGCUCAUUCUGGCUGCGGAUGUAGCCAUUGUCAUGCUUCCUGACAGGUUUGGCAAUACUGCAUUGCAUAUAGCCACAAGGAAGAAGAGGACAGAGAUAGUGAAUGAGCUGGUACUUCUUCCUGACACCAACGUAAAUACCUUGACAAAAGACAACAAGACAGCUCUAGACCUUGCAGAGGGGCUUCCAAUAUCUGAAGAAAUUCUAGAGAUCAAAGACUGUCUGAUUCGUUAUGGCACAGUCAAAGCCAACGAUCUCAACCAACCAAGGGAUGAGCUAAGGAAAACCAUGACACAAAUUAAGAAGGAUGUCUAUUUUCAGCUGGAACAAACUAGAAAAACAAACAAGAAUGUAAGUGGGAUUGAAAAUGAGCUACGGAAGUUGCACAGGGAUGGAGUCAACAAUGCUGCCAACUCAGUAACGGUGGUUGCUGUGCUAUUUGCAGCAGGCGCAUUUGCAGCACUCUUCACAGUUCCUGGUGGGGAUUAUGAUAAUGGGAUGGCAGUGAUGGUACACUCUGCACCUUUCAAAGCCUUCUUCAUAUCUAAUGCCCUGUCACUAUUUACGUCAUUAGCAGUGGUGGUGGUUCAAAUCACCCUAGUUAGGGGGGAGGUAAAGACCGAGAGAAAGGUUGUGGAGGUGAUCAACAAGAUGAUGUGGUUAGCCUCUGUAUGCACUUCUGUUUCAUUCAGUACAGCAUCUUAUAUAGUAGUUGGUCGACACAGCCAGUGGGCUGCCAUACUUGUUACAGUUGUAGGGGGGAUCGUAAUGAGUGGUGUUCUUGGUACCAUGACAUACUAUGUGGUCAAAUCCAAACGCGCCCGAAGAGAGAGGAAGAAAGAGAAAGAGAAGAAAUCUAAGAUGGGAGGAAUACACACGCGGCGUCUUUCGAAUUCUGAUGACUCAGAAAUAAAUCCAAUCUAUGCCAUCUGA
Sphenostylis stenocarpa is the source of this 1788-nucleotide messenger RNA. NCBI's taxonomy places the organism in Eukaryota, Viridiplantae, Streptophyta, Magnoliopsida, Fabales, Fabaceae. The record is from the annotation of a GenBank genome assembly.